AUGAAGAGCAUGAAGAGCAUGAAGAGCAUGAAGAGUCUCAAGCAACCGAAGCUAUGCAGGAGAGACUUCCUCAAGCUGAAGAAUAUGUUUGAUGAGCUCGACACGGACAAGAACGGAUCCCUAGACUCGGGCGAGUUUGCUGUCUUCAUCCGCAAGAUGGGCAUCAUGGUAUCCCAUGAGAGCAUUGAUAAGAAUCACGACGGCGUCAUCGACUUCAAGGAGAUGCUUCAGUUCGUAUAUCCUGAUGCAAGCCCCUCGGCCAUUCAGAGCAUCUGCCGGGAGCACGAAGCUGACGACAAAGACCAGGACAGUUCGUCCAGCGAUAGUCUUCUUCAAUCGCAGCUCGACGAGAUCAAACAGCUCUUUGAGUUUCACGCGCGCGGCGAGAGGACCAUCACGCGGAAGGGACUGAUCAAGGCGAUGGUGUUCCCCGGAGGAUACACCGAAGAAGAGGUGGUGAAGAUCUUGGAGGAGUUCGAUGCGGACGGGGACGGGGAGCUGAGCUUGGAGGAGUACACGGAGAUGAUGAAGAUAGCGUACAAGAUCUGCAACAAGUGCAUGUGCACGAGGUCACUUAGCAUUGGUCAUUGCCCGGACUGUCAACGGCAGAAAAUUGGAACUAACGGACUGUGA
Molecule: messenger RNA, 633 nt
Organism: Guillardia theta CCMP2712
Lineage: Eukaryota; Cryptophyceae; Pyrenomonadales; Geminigeraceae
Exons: 3
Coding region: 1-633 (210 amino acids)
Molecular function (GO): calcium ion binding
Source: RefSeq, a predicted model, not a curated record